GUGGGCGUGAGUGUGUGAGUUAGGGCGUGUGCUGAUUUUUCAGAGUUACACUGGCUUAACACAGAACUGCCAUGAAGCCUUCUACACUGGUUUACUCCACACUACUGACAGUUAACUGCUGUCAUAGUCUUUGGCUUUGAAUGUCCUCUGCUAUGGCAAAGCGUGAGGCUGGGGGCACCAGCCCUGUGGUGCGUCAGAUAGACAAGCAGUUUCUGGUCUGCAGCAUCUGUCUGGAUCACUACCGCAAUCCCAAGGUCCUGCCCUGUCUUCACACCUUCUGUGAAAGUUGUCUCCAGAACUACAUUCCCCCAGAGUCUCUGACGCUCUCGUGUCCAGUGUGUCGACAGACGUCCAUCCUGCCAGAGAAAGGAGUUUCUGCUUUACAGAACAACUUCUUCAUCACUAAUCUCAUGGAGGUCCUUCAGCGUGACCCAGAGUGCUCUCGACCGGAAGCCUGCAGUGUGCUGGAGUCCGUCAGCGCUGCAGCUGCAGGGAAACCCCUCUGCUGUCCAAACCAUGAGGGAAAGGUGAUGGAGUUCUAUUGCGAGUCGUGUGAGACAGCCAUGUGUCUGGACUGUACAGAGGGCGAGCAUCGGGACCAUGUGACCGUUCCUCUGCGGGAUGUUGUGGAACAGCAUAAGGCUGCGCUGAAGACACAGCUGGAUGCCAUACACAGCAGGCUCCCUCAGCUAACAGCAGCCAUUGAAAUGGUGAGUGAGAUCUCUCGCCAGCUAAAUGAAAGAAAGAAUGAAGCAAUAGCAGAGAUUACCAGUACGUUUGAAGAACUGGAACGGGCACUGCAUCAACGGAAGUCAGCCCUUAUCGCAGACCUGGAGAACAUCUGCAGUGCCAAGCAGAAGGUGCUACAGGCCCAGCUUUCAUCCCUCCUGCAGGGGAAGGAUCACAUCCAGAGCAGUUGCAGCUUUACGGAGCAGGCUCUCAACCACGGGAGUGCUACUGAGGUACUGCUAGUUCAGAAGCAGAUGAGUGAGCGGGUAACAGCACUGGCGAGACAUGACUUCCCAGAAAGACCACAUCAGAAUGCACACCUGGACUGUCAGGUGGAGACUGAAGGCCUGCGGCGCUCCAUCCAGAACCUAGGUGUUCUCCUCACCACAGCAGCUGUGGCACACACCUCCGUUGCAACGGGCGAGGGCCUCCGCCAUGCAGCAACCGGGCAGCACCACACCAUUACUGUGACAACAAAAGACAAAGAUGGGGAGUUGGUGCGGACGGGAAAUGCUGUUUUAAAAGCAGAGAUAACAUCUGCUGACGGGAGCCGGGCUGCAGAGACAGAGAUAACGGACAAUAAGAACGGGACAUAUGAGGUGGGGUACACGGUACGCUCUGAGGGAGAGCACUCUUUUGCUCUGUUGCUAUAUGGCCAGCCGAUACGUGGCAGUCCGUUCCGCUUGCGGGCGGUCAAACCGUCAGAUGUGCCACAAUCUCCGGAUGAUGUCAAGAGGAGGGUGAAGUCUCCCAGUGGGACAGGGGGCCACAUACGGCAGAAAGCAGUCCGACGGCCCUCCAGCAUGUACAGCACCACCAAGAAAAAGGAGAAUCCCAUUGAGGAUGAGCUCAUCUAUAGAGUGGGUACUCGGGGCAGAGAGAAAGGGGAGUUCACCAAUCUGCAGGGAAUCUCAGCCUCUAAUAAUGGCAGAGUGGUGGUGGCAGACAGCAACAACCAGUGCAUACAGAUAUUCUCCAAUGAUGGCCAGUUCAAGAUGCGCUUUGGGGUCAGAGGUCGGUCUCCGGGACAGCUGCAGAGACCAACAGGCGUCACUGUGGACAUGAAUGGUGACAUUGUGGUGGCCGACUAUGACAAUCGAUGGGUCAGCAUCUUCUCCUCUGAUGGAAAGUUUAAGAAUAAAAUUGGUGCAGGCCGACUCAUGGGUCCUAAGGGUGUGGCUGUGGAUAAGAAUGGACACAUCAUCACUGUGGACAACAAGGCCUGCUGUGUCUUCAUCUUUCAAUCCAAUGGGAAGCUUGUGACUAAGUUUGGAGGCAGGGGGACGUCUGACAGACAGUUUGCAGAAAAACUUGGCCCAAACUUAAAUAAAUCUGGCUCAGUUUUCAGUCCACACUUUGUUGCAGUUAACAACAAGAAUGAAAUUAUUGUGACCGAUUUCCACAAUCACUCUGUGAAGGUGUACAGUGCAGAUGGAGAGUUCUUGUUCAAAUUUGGCUCCCAUGGUGAAGGCAAUGGUCAGUUCAAUGCUCCCACCGGUGUGGCUGUGGACGCCAACGGAAAUAUCAUCGUGGCUGACUGGGGUAACAGCAGAAUACAGGUGUUUGACAGCACAGGUUCCUUCUUAUCUUACAUUAACACAUCAGCAGACCCACUGUACGGCCCUCAGGGCCUCGCCCUCACCUCAGAUGGACAUGUGGCUGUGGCUGACUCUGGCAACCACUGCUUCAAGGUUUACAGAUAUCUGCAGUAGGCUGUUUCUGUUUAGAUAGGUUAACAUCAUAUAUUACUUGAGGACAUAGAGCUGCAAUGUGCCUGCACACUUUACUGUGUCCCUGAGUUCCACAAAUUAAUUUUCUGAAGAAAUUAAAAGAAACUAAAAUCCCCAAAAAGUGUAAUUAUUUAAAGGUGUAUUUUUUUGACAAAAUAAGCUAGUUACCCAAAACAUUAUUGCAUUAGGUGACAUUAAUUCUCCCACGCAGAGAGAAGAAGAAAGAAAAUUGGAGCGAUAUUGGUCCAAGUGGUAGUGUCACCUCAAUCUCAAAAGUCUACCCUGGCAAAAUAGAGGACGACAAAGUAAUACAAUGUCACAGGCAACUCAGGAAUAAAGUAUUUAGGAACACACUGUAAGUAGAUAAUACUAUCUGAUCUCUCAUGAUGUGUAUACCUUACACUAUCCAAAUUUUAGGGCUAUUAACAAAAUUCACUGAGAGAAUAAGGAAGUGGAAAUUAGCUUGUGGAACAAGGUGUUUUGGCUGUAUUUGUCCAGGUGUGGCCUCACCACUAGAUAGCCUACCAGUCUAAAGUUGGUGAUACACUGCAACACUCCCUGCAAUCAGAAAACAAGGCAAGGCACAGAAAUAGAAAUAUAUUAGCUGUGAGAAGACAAGGUUUUGUGAUUGACCUAACAAUGCUCAGGCUUUCUCCAAAAAAUGACCCUGUCAUCACUGUCUUAUGAUUUCUCAUAAAUAAUAGAGCACACGCAGACAGGGAUGUGCAGUUUCUUAUUCUGUUUUUUGGAGGUAAUAUGAGCUGACCCAAACUUUUAGUUUUGGUAUCCAAAGACGAGAAUCAAGAAGCACAAAUAGAAAAACACCUGAAAGGUUUUAAACUCUUUAGAACCAGCCCAACAUUAAGUUUGAACCCUUCUAGUUAGUCUUUCACUUCUAUUAAAUUAAAUCUUGUAUCUGACCCCACUAGUACUUUGCACUUUUGUGUAUUCAUAUCUACAACCUGAUGUAGUUGUAUAUAUGCAUAUUUAAGUGUAUAUAUGGAAUUGAUGUCCCAUUAUUUCACUAUAUAGCCUACUUAUUACAGCACUUCAACUGAAACUGAUUUCCACACUGGAGCAUAUACUAAUACAGUAGAAGGUUAUGCCAAGUAGUAGCCAGCUGAAUGACUUGCAAACAUCAAUGUAACAAAGUUGUAUACUCAUUAUUUGCUGUAUUUUUUAUUUUUUGGAAGAACAAAAUGUAUUUAUUUUCUUUUCUUUUCUACAUAAUUUGUUCUGCAAAUUAUUUUUCUAAUUCGUGCAUUUGAACUGUCUUCUCUUUGCCAAACGUCAUUGUACAUAGGCCUUGUAACUUGUAGCACUGAAAAAGGUUUUCUCUUUCGCCUCUUCCCAAUGAGCUCACAAUCCAGUUAAACGGUAACGUUCCCUUCUGCCAAAAUGUAUUGUUGUAAGUUGUUGUUGAACAUUGCACAAAAUACAAAUAUUAUAAGAGUUAUAUAGUUUGCAAGAGUAAUAUAUGCCUUUGUGUAUAGUUAUCAUUUUACAUAAUCAGAAGUGUUCUGUAUAUUACAAUCAUAUUCUUGUUAUAGCUGACAAGCACCUUUAUCAUGGAUUUUCCAGUAUUUGUAUUCAUUUGCUUGGUGGUUCAGGAACACAACACCAGCUAACAGCUAACAUGCAGUGACACAGAACGUUUUUCCACUUGUUUCAUGAAUAAACCGUUUGGCCUGAUAAUUCAUUCUUUCUCUCUCUGCUUUCCCUCCUCCGUUAAUUGAACUCCUGUGUUACUAUAGUUUGAUUUUUUCCAUCAGUCUGUCUCUUACCUGAAGCUUAUACUGACUCCUACUGAUUCCUACUCUUGUCUGUGUGAAAUAGAGCAAGUGCAUAUAAAUGAAACAGCACAUCAGCCAUCCUGUGUAAUCUACUGUAUGAUCCCAUGAGAGGCCAGUCUUACAACAAGUGUUCACUACAUUUAUGUAAUCAUGGCAAAGGUAUGAUUGUAAAUAUUAAAG
Messenger RNA from Scomber japonicus (chub mackerel), 4432 nucleotides. RefSeq names its product tripartite motif containing 3b (gene trim3b). Bases 141 to 2441 code for a protein of 766 amino acids. Gene Ontology annotation, biological process: protein polyubiquitination; negative regulation of translation; proteasome-mediated ubiquitin-dependent protein catabolic process. The transcript is spliced from 17 exons. NCBI's taxonomy places the organism in Eukaryota, Metazoa, Chordata, Actinopteri, Scombriformes, Scombridae. Gene Ontology annotation, molecular function: translation repressor activity; zinc ion binding; protein binding. The record is from RefSeq and is a predicted model, not a curated record.